This is a messenger RNA of Salarias fasciatus (jewelled blenny), 3347 nucleotides long. Its product is annotated as filamin-A-interacting protein 1-like. Bases 13 to 3057 code for a protein of 1014 amino acids. NCBI's taxonomy places the organism in Eukaryota, Metazoa, Chordata, Actinopteri, Blenniiformes, Blenniidae. The transcript is spliced from 3 exons. The record is from RefSeq and is a predicted model, not a curated record.
CAAAGAAGGCUAAUGUUCUGCUUGUUGAGCAUCUGUAGUGGAUUGAAGAGGCUGCUUGAAAACGAGAAAGCCUACCAGAUAAAGAAAGAAAACGAGCACUCCAAACGCCUGGCCAAGGUGCGAGAGGAGCUGGUCAAACUCAAGUCCUUUGCCUUGAUGUUGGUCAACGAGCGCCAACAGCACCUGGAGCAAAUGGACCAACAGAGCCAACGGGCUCAGGAGCUGAGUCAGCAGCUACAGCAGCGGGACCAGGCACUGAGCGAGGCAAAGGAGCGCGCGCAGGAAGACGGCCACAGGGUGCAGAAUCUAGAGGCUGAGCUGAAAGAGAAAUCUGGCAAGCUCACUCAGCAGCACGAGGAGAUGAGUGCCAAGCUGGCCAGUCAGGAGCUCCAAAGCCGUCAACUUAAUGCCAAACUCCUGGGGCUGACGCACAAGCUGGAAGAGCUAGAAGAAGGCAACAAAACCUUGAGGAAAUCUGAGGAGGAGCUGCAGGAGCUGAGGGAGAAGAUCAGCAAGGGAGAGUGUGGAAACUCCAACUUGAUUGCUGAAUUAGAGAACUUGCGGAAGCGCGUGCUGGAGAUGGAAGGAAAAGAUGAGGAAAUUACCAAGACAGAAAAUCAGUGUAAAGAGCUGAGGAAGAGGCUACAAGAGGAAGACGGAAAAAGCAAAGACCUCAGGCUGGAAGUGGAGAAACUCCAAAACAGAAUGAUGGAGUUAGAAAAACUAGAGGAUGCAUUCAGCACUAGCAAGGCUGAGUCUGCCCAGUUACAGACUGCUCUGGAACGAGAGAAGGGCCUGACCAAGGAGCUUUCAGAUGAAGUUGUAGCUCUCAAGAUUCGCAUGAAAGAGCUCGAGUCUUCUGAAAUCAAGUUGGAAAAAUCAGAGUUGAGUCUUAAGGAUGACCUGAGUAAGCUCAAAUCUCUGACGGUUGCUUUGAUGGAUGAGCGAAAAACUCUGAUUGAAACUAUGAAGUCUGACGAGAAGAAAAAAGAUGAUUUGAGCAAGAUGGUCAAAACUGAGCAGGCUAAAGUUAUGGAGGUGACUGAGAAACUGAUAGAAGAAAGCAAAAAGCUUCUGAAAUUGAAAUCGGAGAUGGAAACCAAAGUCGAGACUUUAACCCUUGAAAAAGGGGAACUAAGCUCAAAGCUGUCUUAUGAAAUUGAUAAAACUAACGAUCUUAACUCCAAGGUCACGCAAAUGAAAAAGAGGUUAGAAGGGCUGGAGCAAGCAGAAAAGCUGUCUGUGAAGAAUUCAGUCAAAUGUGAACUGACCAAAAUGUCUGACCACAUGAAAAAGGAGGACAACAAGGUCAAGGAGCUAACGUUCGAAAUUGAGCGCCUGAAAAACCGCCUCAGACAACUGGAGGUGCUGGAGGGGGAUCUGAUCAAGACAGAGGAUCAGUACGAUAUGUUGGAGAAGAGGUUUAUGACUGAGCAGGACAAAGCCAACAUUCUUUCCCAGCAGGUAGAGGAAAUGAGGAAUCAGAUAGCGCGGAACAAAGCAAUUGAGAAGGGAGAGGAAGAAAGCCAGGAGGAAGACCUCCGACAACGCUGCAAGAAGGAGGAGGCCAAAACCAGGGAACUACAAGCUGAUGUGAUAGCCCUCAAGGAGAAGAUCCAUGAACUGAUGCACAAGGAAGAUCAACUUUCGCAGCUCCAAGUAGACUACUCUCUCCUGCAGCAGAGGUUUUUGGAAGAGGAGGAGAAAGCCAAGAAUAUGGGCACUGAAGUUUUCCAUCUCACCAAAGAGCUGGAAGUAGCCAAACGGCACAGUAGAGCGCUACGGCCAAGCUUAAAUGGCAGGAGGAUAGUGGAUGUUGCCGUCACAUCCACUGGAGUACAAACGGAGGCGUCCUCCAAUGGGCCAUCGGAGGAAGAUACCCCUGCUGGGUUCAUCAGAAAGUCUGUCCAAGAAGAGAAUCAUAUCAUGAAUAAUCUCAGACAGAGAUGUCUGAAGAAGCCCGCAGAAAAGCACAGCGCUGUUGAGCGCUGUGCUUCAUCCAGCAGUGACUUGGGCAUCAAGAAAUCCUGGAUUCCCUGGAUGAGGAAAAAGGACAGCUCCAACCAGGAGACCCAUCUGGAAAAGAGUCUGCAAAUCAAUGGGAAUCAUUUACCCACUGAACUGACCAUGUCCCCAAAGCAAGGCCAGCCUUUACACAUCAGAGUAACACCAAACCACCAAAGCAACAUGGCCACUCUGGAAAUCAGCAGUCCGACGACUGAAGAUGUUUUCUCGAGCUCAGCUCCCCUCAGCCCCAACCCAUCGCAACCAAAAUCCAGAAUAACAAUCAUUCCUACCUACUCUGCUCCGACCCAUCGCAGAAAAGCCCCCACAGCCCCGCAGGGCCCUGAAAGAGCCAAGUCUCCAGUCACCAUCACAGCCAUAUCUCGAGCCAAGUCCCCCGAGAGUGGCAGAGCCUCCUCUACUACCUCAGGAAGGCCCUUGUCCCCGGUCUCCAUCAUGACAGUGAGCACCGCUGUUGUGCCUGAAGCGUCCGCCUCCCCAGAGCCCCAGGAGAUGACCAUGGGCCGCGCUGUGUUCAAGGUCACACCUGAGAAGCAGAUGGUCCCAAUGCCUGUAAGAAAGGGUCCCAGCAACACCAGCAUCAUCACCACCACCGACGACAACAAGAUCCACAUUCAUCUCGGCAACAGCAACAACCCAAAGAUGGUGGUGCGCCCAGUGGCCGCUGUGACGGAGAGCAAGGAAAUGACUUUAUCCACAGGGACGGUUUUGCGUUCCCCCCGCCAGAUCACCACCACCGCUACCAGGAGCACACAGAGCAAAGUGAUGAGCAGUAUAACCAUUUCCCCCGUCACCUCCACCUCUUCCAGACCCACACAGACCCCGACCGGGCAUGAUGCCCAGGCACCUCGCACAGGGCUGACCCGCAUCCCGAUGUCCAAGAGCCUGAAGACAGGAAAGACUGUGCUGGGAUCCCUGGGGAUAUCGAGCGGAGUGAAGCUGGAGUCACGUGCAGAGAGUCAGUCGAUGAGGAUAGAAGUUAAAAAGUCCAAUGUGAAUAGCAGUGCCCUUCAAAACGGAGGAAAAGUCUGACCGAAAUAAUUGUACCAAGACUUUGACAUAUCAAUAUGGUGCUAAAGGAAUACAUUAUAAAGCACAAUGGCAUUUCUUUAUUUUUAGCAGUUAAAAAAGCCAAUAUUUUAUGUAUUUUGUUUUCUUUUUUUUUUACAUGUAUGCCUCAUAUAAAUGUGUUGAAACAUAUACAUUGUUUUGACUGUGUGUAUUUCCAUGGGCAUUUGGGUUAGAAAUAUCAGACUUUGUUGCUACUAACAGGCUCUUGCUUUGAGUGGAUGUUUCAUAUAUAAAGUGUUUGACAUGUUUUA